AUGUCAAACGCCGAUGCAAAAAAAGCACUAUUCCACCGCGAUUUGAGUUACGAUUAUCCCCUAAUAGUGCGUGGGGAAGGGAUCUACCUCUACGAUGAAACGGGUAAACGCUACAUUGACGGUGCCGCGGGUGCAAGUAAUGUCACCUUGGGGCAUGGCCGUCAGCGUAUCGCGGACGCGAUGGCAGAACAAGCCAAGACGCUCGCCUACUGCUUCGCCACCCAUUUUACGACCCAGCCGGCACUAGACUUAGCCGGUCGGGUUUCUGCGAUUGCCCCCGGCGACCUGAACCACGCCUACUUCGUUUCGGGCGGUUCGGAGGGGAUUGAAACCGCGAUCAAGAUUGCUCGGCAGUACCAUGUGCAGCGUGGGAACGGGCAGAAGCACCAAGUCAUCGCCCGCUGGCGCGGCUACCACGGUGCGACACUCGGCGCAUUGGGCGUCACAGGUAUACCGGGGAUGCGCGACCUUUUCGCGCCCUUGCUUCCCAAUUUCCCGCACAUCGCGCCUUGCUAUCCAUAUCGCUGCGUGUUUGCGGGUUGUGAAGGGAAAUGCAACCUGACCUGUGCCUAUGAACUGGAGCAGAUGAUCUUGCAGACCGGUCCGGAUAACGUGGCGGCAUUUGUGGCGGAACCGUUGGUGCUCGGAGGGGUUGCUGCGGCGAUACCGCCCAAGGAUUACUAUCCGCUCGUCCGUGAAAUCUGCGAUAAGUACGACGUCCUAUUUAUUGCAGAUGAAAUCAUCACCGGCUUCGGGCGCAGCGGACGAUAUUUUGCCAUUGAGCACUGGGACGUUAUCCCAGAUAUGAUUGUCUUUGGAAAGGCAGCCAGCAGCGGCUACGCUCCUUUGAGUGGUGUGAUUAUUCGGGAUAGUAUUCGUGAUACUUUUGCAGCGGGCGGCACACCCUUCGCUCACGUCUUCACUUACGUCAAUAAUCCCAUAGCAAUGCGGGUUGGACUGGAGGUGUUAGACAUCAUCGAAGAGGAAGGGAUUCUUGAGCAUACGGCGCAGAUGGGCGCGUAUCUGCUGGAAAAGGCAAGCGCGUUAGACGCCCACCCAAGCGUCGGCGAGAUUCGAGGGCUUGGACUGAUCCUCGGCAUCGAACUGGUACGCGACAAAGAUACGAAGGAACCUUUCCCCGCAUCACUUGGCUUUCACAAACGCCUCAACAAGAUUUUACUGGACAAGGGCUUGUCCGUGGGAAGUGGCGGCGGUACAGCAGAUUGGGUGAACGGCGACGACCUGCGUUUCUAUCCUCCGCUCAUCAUCACGCGCAGCCAAAUUGACAAUGUAAUCGCCACCAUUGACGAGGGUUUGACCCAAUUGGAAGCCGAACUAGGUCACGAAGGCACAAACUAA
Molecule: messenger RNA, 1359 nt
Organism: Geodia barretti
Lineage: Eukaryota; Metazoa; Porifera; Demospongiae; Tetractinellida; Geodiidae
Source: the annotation of a GenBank genome assembly